AUGAGCAUCAGGUCCCUCGCAGAACAAACAGCGGAAACUCUCCUCGUCGCCCUUUUUGUAAUCGGCUUGUGGUUCUUCUGGGCAGCGUCGUUAAUCUUCAACGGCGUCUGGUAUGCGCUUCAUCCGACGGAGAUUGUGAAGAAAAUCCGAACCACUGGGGGCCGUCCACCAGUCGCUCUGUCCCGCUCCCGCCGCUCUCUGACCCUUCCUCUCCGGCCGCAACAUGGGGAUGUUCAACAACGAUCUUACGACCAGCUCCAGUCCCUAUUUUUCAGGAAGCUGGCUCCCGAGAUCCGCUGCAUGAUAUAUCGCGACAUCCUUGUGCCUUCAAAAGCGCUUCAUGUCUGGCGAACCCAUCGGAGACUCUGCAGCAUGCCGUGCAGGAACCUAAACCGACAGGCAGAUAUGCAAAGUGAUAUUCACAGCUCCUGUGGGCCUCCUUUGGCCGACGAUGGCACGGUGUUAAGGCGAUUGCCCGGCGAAAGCCCCCAUCAGAACCAGAUAUUACCGCUGCUUUGCAGCUGCCGCAGGGUGUACACAGAGGCGAUUGAUCUCCUCUACGAAGCGAAUAGAUUCCACUUCGACAGCCCGCUUACGGUCGAGGCAUUGCCACUGUGUAUGGUUCCUCGUCGACUCGCAUCAAUCCGAUAUAUCCGGCUUGAUAUCCAAGCUUUUGAAAAUCGGGCCAUCGUCGCCAAUGUCCUCUCCUCCUGGGAACAGGCAUGCACUGUCCUUGCGGGUAUUGAGGCGCUGGAGGAACUUGUCGUCACCCUACGCUCACUCGACAAGGGAACAUGUUACAAGCCGCUUCCUCUAGUAACUCUCCUGGGACCCUUGACAAAGAUCACUGCCUCGAGCUUUGUAGUGGAGGUACCCCCACUUGAUGAUCCAGAAAAGACUGUCGGCGGGCUGGGUGUUGUACCGUUCACACUAGAGACGAAAGACUUUCUGCAUGGAACGAUUCAUCAAUGCUCCUGGUGGGGAAGGGAAGGAGCAGAGAGACCCAGGUGGUUGCCUCCACUGUGA
This is a messenger RNA of Aspergillus lentulus, 1026 nucleotides long. RefSeq lists its product as uncharacterized. The record is from RefSeq and is a predicted model, not a curated record. Lineage: Eukaryota; Fungi; Ascomycota; Eurotiomycetes; Eurotiales; Aspergillaceae.